AUGUCCCCCACGGCAGCACUCCAAGGCCGCCUAAAAGAGCUCUCGACCGCUCAAAGCAACAUCCAACCUCUCGUUACUCGGCUACACGAAUUUACUGCAUCUAUUGGACAGGGCGAUGAAGCGCGCUUAGAGCUUGGCGCCGAGAUACACUCCCAACUGAAGGAUGCGGAGCAGGAAUUGGAGCUAUUGCGCGUGGAAGUCGAGGCUUUGGGUGUGGGGAUUGAUACCAAGAAGAGACAGUCUGCUGCGCAUGGAGAGAAGGAGGCAGAGAAAGAGCGCAUCGCUACCAUGGCGGAGCGAUUGGCUGCAGAUCUAAAAAGAACGAGAAGCGAUUUCCGAAAUGCCCAGUUGCAAGCGAAACGCAAUGCUGAGCUCGCGAAGCGGAAAGAGAAGGACCUGUUGCUGUCGAGAUCCACUACUUCGGAACAAAAGCAGCCCACUGAAAAGCUUACCCAAGAUGAUAUUGUCCUGAGUGCCUCCAACGAUGUCACAUCAGCCUUGCGCAGAACACAUCAACUCAUGCAAGCGGAGCUUUCCCGCAGCCAGUUUGCCCAAGAGACCCUUGACCAAUCAACGGCAGCAAUCUCAUCACUCACCGAAUCCUAUAGCAGCUUGGACACACUUCUCUCCUCAUCACGGAGUCUUGCCAACUCUCUCCUCCGUUCUCAAAAGUCCGAUACUUGGUACCUUGAGACUGCAUUCUAUAUCUUGAUUGGAACCAUCAGCUGGCUGCUUUUCCGACGUCUGCUCUACGGACCUCUUUGGUGGUUGGUAUGGCAGCCUUUGAAGCUCGUUGCUCGAGUCACAUUUGCGACUUUGGGUACCGUCGGCCUAUCCAGCACUGCCGUUCAAUCUGCUUCGGGGUCGCUCUCCGGCGAUGUAUCUUCGGCUAUUCAGAACACAGCCACCGCAGUCGUCACUGGAACGAUGACCUCCGCAAGCACUGCAUGGGAAGAGGAACCCUCAGCGCCGGUUGAUAGUGACCGUGUGAUGGAUAAGAUUGCAGACAUGGUCGAGGAAGAAAACCAGAGGGCAAUUGAUAUCGACGAUGUCACCCCGGAAGAAAGGGCCAGGCAAGAAGAGCUUCCUCGCAACCCAAAAAAGAGGAUGUUCGAGGCCGAGGUGGACGACUCAGUGCACGACGAACUAUAG
Messenger RNA from Penicillium olsonii, 1152 nucleotides. NCBI's taxonomy places the organism in Eukaryota, Fungi, Ascomycota, Eurotiomycetes, Eurotiales, Aspergillaceae. The record is from the annotation of a GenBank genome assembly.